CUAAGCUCGCUGCGCGCCCGAGCGUUGUCGGAUAAACGGGUUUCCCAGCAGGCACCGCCACAUGACAUGAUGAUGAUGAAGAUGAAGGUGGGCACGCUGAACAAAAUGUGGACGGAAGAAAUGUAACUAACGCGUUCGUACGACCCUCUGCGUUCACAGCUACGACGCAGUCAGCUCUUUAUACCCGCGACCCAGCAGCGUCCUUCCGCUCCAUUUGUUAGCGGCUCUCCGGAGGACCACCGCCCGACCCGCGCCUGAACGAGCACUUAACGCAACGCUACAGUAUGGAGCGUUUUGCCGUCUCGUGUUUUAUUGCCACCGUGCUGUGCGUUGUCAACUUGGCCCCUUUAAUUACCCUCGAAGAGGAGCGUCAGUUUAAAGAAUGGAUGACAGAGCACAGCAGAGAUUACAGCCCGGCGGAGUACUACCAACGGCUGCAGAUAUUCGUUGAGAACAAAAGGAGGAUUGAUGAACAUAAUGCUGGGAAUCGCUCCUACACACAGGGGCUGAACCACUUCUCAGACAUGACAUUUGAGGAAUUCAGGAAUAUCUACCUUAUGAGACAGCCACAGAACUGCUCAGCUACUAAAGGUAAUCAUGUGAGCAGAAAUGGACUUUACCCAGAGUCUGUGGACUGGAGAAAGAGGGGCAACUUUGUGUCUCCUGUGAAGAACCAGGGUCACUGUGGAAGCUGCUGGACCUUCUCCACCACUGGCUGUGUAGAGUCUGUCACUGCUAUCUUCACUGGGAAGUUAUUACUUCUGGCUGAGCAGCAACUAAUAGACUGCGCCCAAGACUUUAACAACCAUGGAUGCAUGGGUGGGCUACCGAGCCAGGCUUUCGAGUACAUCAAAUACAACAAUGGGCUGAUGACAGAGGAUGACUACCCCUACAAAGGCCAAGAUGACACUUGCCAUUUCAAGCCUGAGCUGGCAGCUGCUUUUGUGAAAGAUGUUGUCAACAUAACAAGUUAUGAUGAAAAGGGCAUGGUUGAUGCUGUGGCAAGGCUCAACCCUGUAAGCUUUGGCUAUGAGGUUACAGAUGAUUUUGUGCACUACAAAGGAGGUGUUUAUACUAGUGGCCAGUGCAAGAACACUACAGAAACAGUGAACCAUGCUGUCCUUGCUGUAGGCUACGGUGUUGAAGGGAAUGGUAUUCCAUACUGGAUCGUGAAAAACUCUUGGGGCACAGACUGGGGAAUGGAUGGAUAUUUUUUAAUUGAGCGAGGAAAGAACAUGUGUGGACUGGCUGCAUGCUCCUCCUACCCUCUGCCUUUGGUUUGAGUAACAACAUGAAAACUACAGAGGAAUAGACUGACCAAUCACAGUUAUUUGAUUGGAUUUGCCCUCAUAGAAGACAAAACUGUGUGACACAACAAUGAAAUGGCAGUAUUUUCAGCAGUUUUUUUAAAUUUUUUUAUUUAAGUGUUUUAAUGUUGAGUAUGUGUUUUUAUAAUACUUCAUACUUCUCAGUAUUGGCAUAGCCCAAUACCUACUGAGACUAAUUCUGGAAGGUUUUUGUUUUGUUUUUCAUUAAAUGAUUUAUCUAACCAUGAAGAAAUUAGAAUAUUUAGAGCCGUGUAGUAUAUCAAAUGUUAAUAAACAUACGUCUGAAAGUUUUUUGCUCCAAGAUAUGAGCAUACAGGACUUGUGAUCUAUUGCCACAGACCCCGACUAAUUUUAGUUUUAAUCGGUAGGAAACUGUUUUUGAUUAGAAAGUUUGAUCAAACUGGACUUUUUGAUUCAGUAACUUUUUCAACAUAGUAUUUCAUUGACCCUCACUUUGUAAUUUAUGCUUUUAAAGUUUUGAAUGCAAAAAUGAAAAAAGUAAGUAAAAUAAAAUGUAAUUAUGAAACACAAUUAGCAUUUAAUUAAUUUGGGAUCACAAUUUGUGCAUCAGUUUGAAUAUUUUAAUGUUUUAUAAUAGUCUGCAGCAGUAUGAUGAAAAAAACAUUUUAAAGUUUGUCUUUUUUUAAUAAAAAUCUGUCUGA
Molecule: messenger RNA, 1990 nt
Organism: Lampris incognitus (smalleye Pacific opah)
Lineage: Eukaryota; Metazoa; Chordata; Actinopteri; Lampriformes; Lampridae
Product: pro-cathepsin H-like
Exons: 13
Coding region: 285-1283 (332 amino acids)
Biological process (GO): immune response
Cellular component (GO): lysosome
Molecular function (GO): cysteine-type endopeptidase activity
Source: RefSeq, a predicted model, not a curated record